AGGCAUCAGCUGGUUCAGUACCGUUGCUGUGUUGCUGAAGUCGUUGAAGCGUGAGUACUGUCGGCAUGAAACUUUGCAUGCAACUAUCAGAUGUCGACAGUCGUUUAUGAUUAAAAUAUAGGAAUUUAUUUACUAAUUUUUGAACUAAAAGUCGAAUAUGAAUCUGACAAAGAUAUUUGGACUUUCGAGAGGUGUAAAAUGUGCUCUCGAUAGAAGCGCGCACGGGUCAUUAUUCGGUAAUGUAAAUACUCAAGCGAGAUGUAAGAGCAAACUGACGAGGCCUAAGGCUAUCGAGACGAAUAGAUAUCGAAAAUCAGAGGAAACGAUUGGACUAUAUGGAUAUUGCUUGUUGGGAAUACCCAUCGCCACUUUUGCACUUGGCACAUGGCAAAUUAAGAGAUGGAGAUGGAAGCUGGAUCUAAUAGAAAGUCUAAAGCAACGCACUUCAGCAGAACCAAUCGAUCUGCCAUCUGACUUAAAUGAACUAAAAGAUAAAGAAUAUUACCGUAUGAAGGUCAAGGGCAAAUUUUUAUAUGAAAGGGAAUUUUUGAUAGGGCCUAGAAGCCUUAUUCUCAAUGGAGAGGCGGUGAGCGAAAAAGGCGGUGGAAUAUUUUCUCGCAAAUCAGGCACAGGAUAUUACGUGAUUACACCUUUCAGACUGGAGGAUCGGGACCUGACUAUUAUGGUGAAUCGUGGAUGGAUUCCUAGACAUGAUCGCUCGACGUUUAAAAUGGGAAAUAAAAUUACGGACACUGUAGAAAUUAUCGGCAUUAUCAGAGCAACUGAAAAACGACCUCAGUUUAUGCCUGACAAUGCUCCUGCGAAAGGUGUAUGGCAUUAUAGAGAUUUAGAUGCAAUGGCAAAGGUAACAGAGUCAGAGCCUAUAUAUAUAGAAUUAUUGGCUGAAUACGGUACACCUCAAGGUCCGAUCGGAGGCCAGACGAAAGUAACUUUAAGGAAUGAACAUUUAAGUUACAUAAUCACUUGGUACUCGUUGUCUGCCUGCACGAGCUACAUGUGGUUCCGACAAUUUGUACAGAAGUUACCUCUCAUUUAGAUGCAUUUAAACAGAUAUUUACUUCUUUACCUGAUAUAUAUACAAAAAAGAAGAAUAUAGAAAUGUAAUUUAUAUGUAUAUUGUCAUAAUUAUUUUUUAAUUAUAUUAUACGCUAAAUUUCUGUGUUUUAUUUUUUCACAUCUUCAUGGAAAAAUUAAGUACAGUAAUGUUGACUAGAGUGCGAAGUAAACAGGUACAGAAAUAAACGAAUCACGAAUCAA
This is a messenger RNA of Temnothorax curvispinosus, 1278 nucleotides long. It is a transcript of the gene Surf1, whose product is annotated as surfeit locus protein 1. The transcript has 5 exons. Gene Ontology annotation, cellular component: membrane; mitochondrion. Bases 158 to 1057 code for a protein of 299 amino acids. Lineage: Eukaryota; Metazoa; Arthropoda; Insecta; Hymenoptera; Formicidae. Gene Ontology annotation, biological process: mitochondrial respiratory chain complex IV assembly. The record is from RefSeq and is a predicted model, not a curated record.